UUGCUUUGUGCCCUCGGCAUAGAAUGUCUUAUAACUGAGUCCUGACAGAUAUUAGUUUACAGCCAUGAGUGAUUGGUCUUACCUGGCCAAACUGCUGGACAAGGUCCAGUCUCACUCCACUGUGGUAGGGAAGAUCUGGAUGAGUGUCCUCUUCCUGUUCAGAAUCUUCGUCCUGGGUGCUGCUGCAGAUAAAGUCUGGGGAGACGAAGUGUCUGAAUUCAAGUGUGACUCUCAGGAACCGGGAUGUCAACAUGCCUGCUACAACUGGAUGUUCCCAAUUUCUUACGUUCAUUACUGGGUCCUGCAAAUCACCUUUGUGUCAACACCCACCCUGUUCUACCUGGGCCAUGCUGUCCACAUCAUUCACAAAGAGAAGAGGAUGUUGGAGCAGUUGCAAAGCAACAAUAAUGGAAAAAUACUGAAGAGGCCCAAAUAUACAGAUGACAGAGGGAAGGUGAAGAUAAAAGGCAUCCUCUUUUGCACUUACAUGACCCAACUGAUCUUUAAAAUCUUUCUGGAGGUGGGAUUCGUUGUGGGCCAAUUCUUCAUCUAUGGACCCAUCAUCAUGGUCGCCUACUUCCACUGUACUAUUUCUCCACCUUGUGCUCGUUUCAGCGGUGCCCAGUGUUACAUUUCUCGUCCCACAGAGAAGACAAUCUUCAUCUUCUUCAUGCUUGUAGUUUCGGGCAUAUCUGUGCUCCUGAACAUUAUUGAAAUUAUCUACCUGAUUUGUAACAAGAGAAGAGACAGCAGGAAAAAGGUUCUAGCUCGGCAGAGCACGCUGAGUUCACCUAAGUACCCAUCCAACGCAACAUGGGGGCCAAUGAGCAACCAGUAUGGAGGCUCCCCAAUGCUGCCUCUGCCUGUUCACGGUGUGACAGGCCACUGUAGCGAUGAGAAACACAUCGACUGAAUCAGUAAAGAGAAGGACACCUGAUACAUGAAUCAAUGCUGAGUGUUUGCUCUUGUUGUUCUUUUGCUUAAUUUACACUAAAAUAUUCUUUUAUGUGUUCAAUAGUUUGAUCAUGUGAAAGGUUCUUUUUGAUUGAAUUAUCUGUGCUUCAGGAUAAUGGUAACAAUUUCCAAAUGAUCUUUGCUGUGUUUUUCAUCAACUUAAGUUCAAUCAAAUAAAUUAAUUUACAAAAAUAAGUGUUCACUAUACUGCACUCUGAUUGGACAAUAACAGCAGUUCCCCUGUGUCAGACAUGGUGAGUAGAGUACAGUUGUAAUUAUGGACACUGGAAGAAUUUAAGUCAAUCUUCAUUGAAGGAGGUGAAAGUGUUAUUAUAUACACAUAAUAUCACAUAAGUAUUGUAUUGACAAAAUGAGUUAACAAUGUGCUGCAAAAAAAAAUGUUUACAAUUUAGAAAAAGUUUGUUUAGUUCUGUCUGGAAUUAUUUUUGUACAGCAGCAGUUCUGAUGUGAUUCCGGUUGUAGUGAAUAGAUGGCAGUCAGAGAAUCCAGAGCACCUCUUCAGUAAAAUGAGACAGGUAUGUAAGAGGGGUAAAUCACAGUUAUAGUGAGUGAUUAACAGUGUUGGGGAGUAACUAGUUACAUGUAACAGAGUUACAUCAUUUAAUAACAAAAUGUAACUGUAAUCGAUUACAGUUACUGAGAAAAAUGUGUCAUUAAAUUACAGUUGCCUAUGAACAUGUUGAUAAUUACA
Molecule: messenger RNA, 1666 nt
Organism: Scomber scombrus (Atlantic mackerel)
Lineage: Eukaryota; Metazoa; Chordata; Actinopteri; Scombriformes; Scombridae
Product: gap junction Cx32.2 protein-like
Exons: 2
Coding region: 65-913 (282 amino acids)
Biological process (GO): cell communication
Cellular component (GO): connexin complex
Source: RefSeq, a predicted model, not a curated record